Molecule: messenger RNA, 453 nt
Organism: Rotaria sp. Silwood2
Lineage: Eukaryota; Metazoa; Rotifera; Eurotatoria; Philodinida; Philodinidae
Source: the annotation of a GenBank genome assembly
AUGCAAGUAAUAUUAGCAUGUUUUCAAUUAAUUAAAGCUCAACGUCAAAAUCAAGUUAUUGAUACUCGAUUAAUUGGUCGCAUCGUACAAAGUUAUGUGGAUCUUGCUUUUGAAGAAAACUUAUUCGCAUCACAUAACAGUCAUGAAAUAACAUGGCCAACAUUAAAAAUUUAUAAAGAUUAUUUUGAAAUACAGUUUCUUCAAGAAACCAAAGAAUUUUAUUGUCAUGAAGCAGCGAAUUUUCUUGCUCACAAUGCCAUCACUGAAUAUCUAAAAAAAAAGGUAGUUCAACGUCUUGAUGAAGAAGUGCAUCGAAUACAAUCCUAUUUACAUUCAUCAACAUUAAAACCAUUCGUUAAAAUAGUCGAAGAAGUACUUAUUCGUGAUCAACUUGAAGCCAUUUACACGGAAGCAAAAGCCCUUUUAAUUUAUGAAAAAUAUUCGGAUAAAUAA